Molecule: messenger RNA, 2981 nt
Organism: Diospyros lotus (date-plum)
Lineage: Eukaryota; Viridiplantae; Streptophyta; Magnoliopsida; Ericales; Ebenaceae
Product: potassium transporter 8-like
Exons: 8
Coding region: 467-2803 (778 amino acids)
Biological process (GO): potassium ion transmembrane transport
Cellular component (GO): membrane
Molecular function (GO): potassium ion transmembrane transporter activity
Source: RefSeq, a predicted model, not a curated record
ACUUGUCCAAACUCCAUUGUUUGUUUCUUCACAGUUCACAGGCAGGAAAAGAAAGACCCGACUUUUGUGAACCAUAUAAUCUCCCACCAAAACAUUCAUGAACUGAACUGAACUCCAACUUUAACCCAACCAAACCGAAGCACCAAUUAUUUAUAUUACACAUCUGCGUACUCCCAAGCACACUUGGACACAAUAUUCCAUAUUCCACAAGCACCAAUUCCGAUUACCAACCACCCUCCUUUGUUCCAACGCUUCUGUUGCCUUUGUAUUUUGAGAUGUCACCAUUGCUGGGUCUUUGAAGUUCUUCCCACUCUCAUUCACAAUCACAAGACAAAAGAAGCAUCCUUUUUGAAUUUUUUUCCUUCUUCUUGGACUGUUUGGAGAUGGGCAUGGUGAUUACCCAUCCGUUUCAUCUUUGUGUUUCUUCUUAAGAAAUGGGUCUUCCAUUGUUCUGAGACAGCCUGUGAUGGAGCUCGAAGCAUGGAAUGCCAACAAUCCUAUCAAGAGGGAAUCGUGGCGAACAGUCCUGACUCUGGCUUACCAGAGCUUGGGAGUUGUCUAUGGAGAUUUAAGCACUUCCCCUUUGUAUGUCUACAAAAGCACUUUUGCAGAGGACAUUCAACACUCAGAGUCUAACGAGGAGAUAUAUGGGGUUUUAUCUUUUGUCUUCUGGACAUUAACCCUUGUUCCAUUGCUUAAGUACGUGUUUAUUGUGCUGAGAGCUGAUGAUAAUGGUGAAGGUGGGACUUUUGCUCUCUAUUCAUUGCUAUGCCGCCAUGCCCGGAUAAGCACUUUACCCAAUUGCCAGCUUGCGGAUGAGGAGCUAUCAGAGUAUAACAAAGAUGGAAUUGUAUCUUCUAAUGGGAGUCUUGGUUCCAGCCUAAGAUCAACAUUGGAGAAGCACAGAAUCCUGCACAGAAUGUUGCUUGCGUUGGCCUUGAUUGGGACUUGUAUGGUCAUUGGGGAUGGAGUUCUUACACCUGCAAUUUCUGUGUUUUCUGCAGUUUCAGGGCUAGAGCUUUCCAUGUCCAAAGAGCGACACCAGUAUGUGGAAGUUCCAGUCACGUGUAUCAUACUGCUAUUCUUAUUUGCCCUCCAACAUUAUGGGACCCAUCGAGUGGGAUUCCUUUUUGCACCCGUUGUGAUAACAUGGCUUUUAUGCAUCAGUGCUAUUGGUAUAUACAAUAUCUGUCAUUGGAAUCCCCAUGUUUACCAAGCACUUUCCCCUUACUAUAUGCACAAGUUUUUGAAGAAGACCCAACGAGGAGGUUGGAUGUCCUUGGGCGGGAUUUUGCUAUGCAUUACAGGUUCAGAAGCCAUGUUUGCUGAUCUUGGACAUUUUUCACAGUUAUCAAUCAAGAUUGCAUUCACCUGUUUGGUUUACCCGUCCUUGAUCCUAGCAUAUAUGGGGCAGGCUGCUUAUCUUUCCAAGCAUCAUGCCAUAGAAAGUUACUACCGGAUUGGAUUCUAUGUAUCUGUACCUGAGACUAUUCGAUGGCCUGUUCUGGUGAUAGCCAUAUUGGCAGCAGUUGUGGGAAGCCAAGCCAUAAUCACUGGGACUUUCUCUAUCAUCAAACAGUGUUCUGCUCUGGGUUGCUUCCCGAAGGUCAAAAUAGUCCACACGUCAUCCAAUAUACAUGGCCAGAUUUACAUUCCAAUGAUCAACUGGACUUUAAUGAUGCUAUGCUUGGCCGUUACUAUUGGUUUCAGAAACACCAAACACAUAAGCAAUGCAUCAGGUUUGGCAGUUAUAACCGUUAUGCUGGUAACCACCUGCCUAAUGUCUCUCGUCAUUGUCCUGUGCUGGCACAAAAGCAUUCUCCUUGCAAUUUGCUUUAUAUUCUUCUUUGGAUCCAUAGAAGCACUCUACUUCUCAGCUUCACUCAUCAAGUUCCUAGAAGGAGCUUGGGUGCCUGUUGCUCUCUCGUUCAUUUUUCUAGCAAUCAUGUACGUUUGGCACUAUGGCACGCUCAAGAAAUACGAGUUUGAUGUUCAAAACAAGGUUUCGAUCGACUGGCUACUAAGUCUAAGUCCAAAUCUAGGAAUUGUGAGGGUGCGGGGCAUUGGCCUGAUAAACACCGAGCUUGUGUCGGGGAUCCCAGCGAUCUUCUCUCAUUUUGUCACCAAUCUCCCUGCCUUCCACCAGGUUUUAGUCUUCCUUUGCGUCAAAUCUGUUCCAGUCCCCCAUGUCAGACCUGAGGAAAGGUUCCUAGUGGGAAGAAUUGGCCCGAGAGAGUACAAGUUCUAUAGGUGCAUAGCGCGGUAUGGCUAUCGUGAUAUUCACAAGGAUGAUUUGGAGUUUGAAAGAGAUCUCGUGUGUAGUAUUGCAGAAUUUAUCAGGUCGGAGAAGCCAGAACAGACUGCAGCGGGGGAAGACCUCGAGGGGAAUGAAAGAAUGACUGUUGUUGGAACCGCUUCAACAAAUCUCGAUGGGAUGAGGAUGUGGGACGAAGAGGAGGACAAGGACAAGGACAAGGAUAAGGAUGAGGAUUGUUUUGAAAUGGCUGUCGACAACCCACCAGAGCUUAGGCCAAGGCCGAGGAAGAGAGUGAGAUUUCGUCUCCCAGAGGCCAACAUAGUUGCACAAGACGAGUUGCGCGAAUUGAUGGAAGCAAGGGAGGCUGGGAUGGCUUUUAUUUUGGGGCACUGUUACGUGAAAGCAAAGAGGGGCUCAAGUUGGCUCAAAAGAAUUGCCAUCAAUUUAGGAUAUGAUUUCUUGAGGAGGAACUUUCAGGGGUCUACACAUGUACUUAGUGUCCCACAUGCAUCCACUCUAGAGGUUGGUAUGAUCUAUCAUGUCUAGCUCUUUUUUGUUUUGUUUACGUUUUUGGUGCCUCCCUCCAAUGGUAUACUUUUCUACUCGUUCACUUGUUCUGUAAAUGAAGGAUGGAUACUUUGUUUUUGUGCUAUGCCACCAAUCCACUGUAUUUACCGCUUACUAUCUAGUUAUACUUAAUUAGCGCUCUUCAGCGUGGUUUCAA